Molecule: messenger RNA, 711 nt
Organism: Lytechinus pictus (painted urchin)
Lineage: Eukaryota; Metazoa; Echinodermata; Echinoidea; Temnopleuroida; Toxopneustidae
Product: cysteine-rich, acidic integral membrane protein-like
Exons: 1
Coding region: 1-711 (236 amino acids)
Source: RefSeq, a predicted model, not a curated record
AUGACUGCAAUCUACACACCUACUUCCCAAACCAACAUGAUUGCAAUCUGUGCACCUACUCCCCAAAGCUACAUGAAUGCAAUCUGCCCUCCUACUUUCCAAAUCAACAUGAAUGCAAUCUGUGCACCCACUUCCCAAAGCAACAUGAAUGCAAUCUGCAUGAUCUGUACACCUACUUCCCAAACCAACAUGAUUGAAAUCUACACACCUACUUCCCAAACCAACAUGAAUGCAAUCUGUAAACCUACUUCCCAAACCAACAUGACUGCAAUCUACACACCUACUUCCCAAACCAACAUGAUUGCAAUAUACACACCUACUUCCCAAACCAACAUGAAUGCAAUCUGUAGACCUACUUCCCAAACCUACAUGACUGCAAUCUGUGCUCCUACUUCCCAAACCAACAUGACUGGAAUCUGUGCACUUACUUCCCAAACCAACAUGACUGCAAUCUACACACCUACUUCCCAAGUCAAUAUGAAUGCAAUCUGUGCACCCACUUCCCAAACCAACAUGAAUAUAAUCUGUGCAUCUACUUCCAAAAACCAACAUGACUGCAAUCUGUGCACCUACUCCCCAAACCAACAUGAAUGCAAUCUGUACACCUACUUCCCAAACCAACAUGACUGCAAUCUACACACCUACUUCCCAAACCAACAUGAUUGCAAUCUACACACCUACUUCCCAAACCAACAUGAAUGCAAUCUGUAG